This is a messenger RNA of Pangasianodon hypophthalmus (striped catfish), 2786 nucleotides long. RefSeq names its product myelin-associated glycoprotein. The transcript is spliced from 10 exons. The coding region runs from base 75 to 1982 and encodes 635 amino acids. NCBI's taxonomy places the organism in Eukaryota, Metazoa, Chordata, Actinopteri, Siluriformes, Pangasiidae. The record is from RefSeq and is a predicted model, not a curated record.
GACACUUCAGUUUGAGAACUGGAGACUCGAACACACUCAGUCUCUUCUCCAGGUGAUCUUUCCUGAACAUAGAAAUGAAAUCAGCAGAGAAACUCAUCAUCAUCGUUUGUUUUCUGUUUCAAGGUGUUUUGUGUAGAGAAUUCUCCAUCAGUCUACCACAGAGUGUAGAAGCUCUGAGAGGACUCUGUGUUCUCAUACCCUGCAGUUUUGAGAUUAAAGAAGAAUAUGAUGCAGACCUCCAGAGAGAUCGUACAGGAAUCUGGUUUAAAGACGGCGAUGACCAUAAGAAAAACCAAGUCUUUAACUCUAAAGUAACUAAAGAGAACAAGAUUGAAGGGGAAAUUAUAGGAGACCUCCACAUGAAGAACUGCACCACCAUCUUCUACAACAUCAGAGAGAGUGACAGUGGAAGAUAUUACUUUAGAAUAGAAACUUCAGGAAAACUGAAAGAGACGUAUAAAUCUUCAUCAGUAGAUAUAAGAGUGCGAGACUCUCCAAUCAGCCCCUCAAUAACACUGUAUAAGGAGGAUCAGGGGAAGGUGGAGGACCAAAAUGAGGUGGUGGAGGGAACUUCAGUGAGUCUCAUUUGCUCUGCUCCAGCUCCUCCAUGUCUCUUAAAGCCUCCCACUUUUACAUGGAACUUCCUGCCUGAGGAGAGAAGACAGGAGCAGAACCACAACACCAGCUUCAGCUCCUCUCAGCUGAACUUCAGGGCUACUCACCUGCAUCAUAGAGUCGAUUUCACCUGCACUGCCACCUACCAGCUCCAGAACAAGACCAAAUCAGCACAGAGCUCUUUUACACUACAUGUUCUGUAUGCUCCUAGAAGCACGUCAGUAUCAGCGUCUCCAUCUGCUCCAGUGCUUUUGGGCAGUUCAGUGUCUCUGAAUUGCAGCAGUGAUGCAAACCCAGCAGUGCUGAUCUACACCUGGUACAGAGAGAACGGAGGGCAGAUAGGAACCGGAAAACAUCUCACCAUCAGCAAGACUGAUUCUACACAGAGUGGUUUAUACUACUGUAGAGCUCAAAACCAGCUCGGAGAUCAGAACUCAUCUGUGUACCUGGAUGUUCAGUAUGCUCCUAGAAGCACGUCAGUAUCAGUGUCUCCAUCUGCUUCAGUGCUUUUGGGCAGUUCAGUGUCUCUGAGUUGCAGCAGUGAUGCAAACCCAGCAGUGCUGAUCUACACCUGGUACAGAGAGAACGGAGAGCAGAUAGGAACCGGAAACCAUCUCACCAUCAACACGACUGAUUCUACACAGAGUGGUUUAUACUACUGUAGAGCUCAAAACCAGCUCGGAGAUCACAACUCAUCUGUGUACCUGGAUGUUCAGUAUGCUCCUCGGGUCUCCUCCAGCUGUAACAGCACUCAGGAUUUGAUCGUGUGUUCCUGUGAGGCUCAUGGAAAUCCAUCUCCUAAACUGGAGUGGCGUCUCUCUGGUCAAAAUUCUUCAACCACCAGAGAAGAGUCUGUGAACAAUACAACCUCAAGAAGCCCCAUCUCCAUCCAUCAAUCAUUUACGGACAUGCUCACUCUGCAGUGUGUUGCCUCCAAUAACCUGGGCAUUGACACCCAGCUCUUCUACUUUAAGAAAGUAGCUCAUCACUCUGCUAAAGGUUCAGGUGUGGAUAUUUCCUCUGUGCUGAUUGGUGCAGCUGCUGGAGCUUCAGUAAUGAUGAUGAUGUGUGGUAUAUUCCUGUGUGUAAGGAGAGUGAGUCCUUCCCAGUGUGGACAAAGAGACACAGCAGGACUCGUUUUAAAUGACAGGGCUGUUCGACAGGAAGAAGACGGAGAGUCUGUGUAUGCGAACAAACAGGUUUCAUCAGAGUCGCUUCAUUACUCCACUGUUGUGUUUCCAAACAGAGAUGGAAGCGAAAUCAAAGGCAUUUCCUCUCUCACUACCGACUACGCUGCCGUGCAUCUCAAACAGUCAGAUGGAGCUGACGUCCUUUAUGCACAAGUUAAACCUCUUAAACGUGAAUAGAAGGUGUGAAAAAAUCUCAUUGUUUAGUAAAAUGACAAAAAUAAAUCAGAUGUUUAAAUCAGCUGUUUUAUGUACUUUAUUUAAGUAAUUGAUAUUAAUUUUAUUGCUUUGGGGAACGAAGUUGCAGCUUUUCAUCUGGUUAUUAGUAAAUAUAUUUAAAAGAGUUACAUAAUUUUUAAGUGCUGUAAUGUGAGUUCACAAAGUGCUGUACAGUUCAAUACUUCUGUUUUAUCUUAAUGUCUCCUCUUACAAAUCUACCUACGUCCUUUUAUUUAAUGAAUUUCUGCUUUUAAUGAACAUUAUUUUUUUUAAAAAACUUUUUUUCCUUUAUUGUUAUAUAAUUUCAAAUGUUAUUCUUAUUGCUUCUUGCAAAUCUUAUUGUUUAUUUCUCUUUAAAUCUUAGCUCUUGUCUGAAAUUUAGUUUGAGACAAAUAAAAAUGAUAACAGAUGGAAAAUGGUAAAUAAAACUGUAGUGAUAUUUGCUUUUAGACAGUUUUGCAUUGGUGUGUAACGAUGUGCGUUGUAUGUAAUAUUAUUGCUCAUAAUCAUAACCAUGCAACAAUUUUGUUUCUAUGCCCAGUUUUGGCCUUUGAGUUCCCUUUGCCUUUUCCAUACACAGUGCACUAUGUGUUCCACUUCCCCUGUGUAUGUGGGCUGGUCCUAGCCAUGGAAUAGGAGAGCUCCACCUACACCAGUAGGCAUGGGCGAAGAAGAGAGUUGGAAAUUCUCAGCAAGAAAACAGAACAGAAAUGGUUGUUUUAAUAAGAACAAUAUCAUGUCCAAUAUCAUGUCUAUUAUGAGUCC